CGUCACACCCGCAAGCUCAACAGUCUUCAAGUGUACAGCUGAUCGAGAGACAAGGCUGAAGCAACCGCGUCGUGGUUUCCGGUUCACGACGGUUUUCUCUCAAAAUUCCCAACCGCCAUGAGCGAGUGACAGCGAGUGUCAGACGGUCACGAGAAUUUUCCCGCGUGUGACAUCAUCCGCGGCUUCAGAGCUAAUCGGAAUAAUUGUCGGGAUGUCGUCGAGAUAGCGGGACAAAGCUUUUUUUCUCUCUGGAGAACCGGACGGUCCAUUUAGAUACCGCACCUCCUUCUCCUCCCCACCCUCCCCUUCUCGUUUCGCCUGCGCCACGGAAGAUCGAAAGGUUCCCGAGCGAGAUUGCGAGCAUCCGAAGAUUUGGCCACACGAUUCACGAUUUCGAAGUUCCAACUGUCUAAAAGUCCUAAAACGGCUAAUAGAAACAGAUCUCCCGUAAAAUUAAACACUUCGAAGAAUAUAUAUGUAUAUUUUCCAAAGGAUUUAAAUAAAAACACACUCUUUGAUAAUCCAAGAGCCGGAUUCACUCACCCGGCUCACUCUAAUUUCUAAGUAAUUCAAUUGUCCGAAUUGGAGUCUAGGACUGAUAUCCUCGAAUUCGUAUAACAGACAAAUUUUACAGCUGUAUAUUUUAAAGUGUUGAAUUUCUUACUGAACGUUGAAAACUUUAAAUACCCGAAGAUUUAAAAACUUGCCAAUCAUCAAGUUGCCAAUUACCUACUUGAAAACUUCUGAGAAUUUUGAGGCGUUUAAAUAUCUGUGAGACUUUUACGAAAUUUCUCAGUGGAAAAAUGUGAUCAAAUAAUCUCGAGUUCCAUAUAUCCAAUAAUAAAAUCAUAGAGCUUCAUAAUCACUGGUCGAUGUUGGUAAAAAUCGAAAUAUCGACUGACAAGAAACGACAGAUUGGAAGCUCCUGCUCGUCGGGACGCUCGAUAACCACGAAAACCCUUUACAAUGGCCAACGAAAGGAUAUCGAAACAUUAUAGAACAACGUUACCAGUACCGGGUCACUCCGAAGUAAAUCUCUGCUCAAUGACGCUCCAGCUUGGCAAGGACAUCAGCAAGACCAGCAUGCCGGUCAUCUUCAACGAGCCCCUUUCUUUCCUGCAACGUGUCGCGGAAUACAUGGAGUAUGCCGUAUUGCUCAAACAAGCAUCCCAGCAGGAGUCACCGAUCUCGAGGCUUCAGUACGUCGCGGCAUUUGCUGUGAGUGCUCUCGCUUCGAACUGGGAGCGCUUUGGAAAACCUUUCAAUCCAAUUUUGGGCGAGACGUACGAAUUGCAACGCGAAGACUUCCGGAUAAUAUGCGAACAGGUCUCGCAUCAUCCACCAGUGUCCGCGUUCUACGCUGACAGCGAGGACUUCAUCUUUCGUGGUAGCAUCCAUCCCAAAUUGAAAUUCUGGGGGAAGUCAUUGGAGGUGCAUCCAAAAGGAGUUGUGACAGUCGAAUUACCCAAAUGGAAGGAAGCUUACACUUGGCAAAAUGUCAAUUGCAUCCUUCACAAUGUUUUGGUGGGCCAAUUAUGGAUGGAGCAAUCAGGUCCUCUGGAAAUCAAACAGCACGGGGGGGAUAAUCUGAAGACUAAAUUAUGUUUUAUUAAAAGCACCCUGAACGGCAAGGACGUCCAUCGCGUCGAGGGGUUCAUAACAAAUCAAGAGAAAAGAAAAUUACUCUUUCUCUAUGGUCAGUGGACCGAGAUUUUACGAUCCUGUGAGCCUUCGUUGUACGAGGAGACGCUGGAGAAGAUUAAAUUGGAGGCCAAAAGUCCGCAGGGCAGUCCAGGGCACAAAAAGGUUCUGGCAAAACUCCACAGUCUCAAGGUCGGAGCUUUCAAGCCCUUGCAUCAGGAUGCAAUAGACGAGCCCUUUGGCAGUACGUUUCUUGACGACAUACCGAUUGUGGACGAGAUUCCAGGAUCUACCACAUUGUGGGAAGUUACGCCGAGACCCAGCAACAGUUCGGAUUAUUAUCAGUUCACAACGUUCGCCAUGUCGCUGAACGAGCUGCAGACUGAAAUGGAAGAAAAUCUAUGCCCCACCGACUCCAGAUUGAGACCAGAUAUUCGCAAGCUAGAGAACGGUGAUCAGGAUGGAGCUGCGUCUGAGAAAACUAGACUCGAGGAAAAACAAAGGAAUUCCCGCAAAGCACGCAAGCAGAAGAAGGGAAAUGAAUAUGUUCCUAGGUGGUUCCAAUCAGGCACGAAUCCUUAUACGGGCCAAGAAGAUUGGAUAUACCUGGGCGGAUAUUGGGACCGUAAUUACACCGACAUCGAGGACAUCUUUUAAUGAAAACAGAGCUCGUUAGCUUCCAUUAACUCAACCGACGCCCACGGAGGAGCGGCGAUUGGCCGUCGUUAGUGCAAAAUUACAAAUAAAUUGCCUAAGAGGACAGGUGCGUAGAUCGGUAAUAGACGCCAUUAGUAAUUGAUGUCUUUGUGUAAAGUAAAUUAAAAGCAGAUCUCGCUCGAGAUUAUUCGAGCGCCAAAUUGGAACUCGGUGAGUUGUUGGGUAUUUCUCUCCCACGCUCUUCGACGUAGGAAGAGAGCGAAUCGAAGAUACAAGCGAACAUGACUCGAAAAAUCAAUCUGUAAAGAUCAGAAUUUAUAAUUUUCAAACAUUCGAUUGCAUCAUUGGUUCGCGCUUCCUAUUUCCAAUACUAUUUUUAUAAGAGGCCAAGUUGGACGACUGGAAAGGCGAUUCUCUCGUAGUAUGCCUGCUUGAAGAAGCCAGUAAGAGACGGUAGAAACUGAUUGGAAGCUCGUAGGGCGUUCCUAAGACAACUUAUUUUAGGAACACUCUAAUCAACUUCAACGCAGGCUAUCGUUUCAGUCUAGCUAUCUCAGUUAAGCCAUCAAAUAUAUUUAUCCGCAUAUUAACCACUUUUCUAUCGAUCUGUCAAUUUAAUCAAGUUAUGUUUCGUCGUUUCAUACGAGAAUCGGACUUAAUUCUACCCGAGAGUAUUCUUGUAUAUUUAUAUCAAAACUAUACGUAAUAGAAAUAUAGAGAAAAUCUUAUAUAUCUUAUCAAUUGAGACUGCAUUCUGAAAUUUAGAUCGAAGAAUAGAUCUUUUUUUUUAACAGGAAAAAUAUGAUAGCGGACGAUAAAGGACUUAUCUAAAAGAUGUAUAUCCCAGAUAUACAUCUAAGAAUCCGACACUGCGAAUAUCAAAAAUAAUCGUAUCGAUUUUUUUUUAAAUGUCAUUUUAUCGGACUCUUUGAGCAGGAAUGUCGUAGAUUUUCAUGUAAAUAUACAGCGAUUGUAUAAUACCUCUGUCAGACGGGCCGAACGAAUUUUCGCGACAGCUUCGUACCAAUAUCGAGCAAUAAUUAUUUACUGUAAAACUUUAUGUGUUCGGAUUACUUUCGAUUUUCAACCCGGAAAAAAAAAAUCGCCGAACUUCAGCCAUUACGAGACGCCAUGUUGGAAAGAAGCGGGAUUUCAGGAUCCGCAAAUUUCAGUGCCAAGGAUCCCAAGGUUCACGGAAUUAAGGAAACUAGACCCGACGAGAAAAUGUGAAGAGAAAAUGUGAGCUACGGAAAGA
Monomorium pharaonis (pharaoh ant) is the source of this 3553-nucleotide messenger RNA. Its product is annotated as oxysterol-binding protein-related protein 2. The transcript is spliced from 9 exons. The record is from RefSeq and is a predicted model, not a curated record. The coding region runs from base 967 to 2298 and encodes 443 amino acids. Lineage: Eukaryota; Metazoa; Arthropoda; Insecta; Hymenoptera; Formicidae. Gene Ontology annotation, cellular component: membrane; cytosol; intracellular membrane-bounded organelle. Gene Ontology annotation, molecular function: sterol binding.